AUGUCUUCAUCAGCUAGAAACUCAAAAAGGAAUUCCUUCGUUUCGGCCUUCUCACCAGUGACGAAACCAUCACCCCGUUUUGGGUCACCCAGAUUCGAGUCACAGCAAAGUUUCAAUUCCUAUGAAGUUGCGCAACAACAACAACACCAAAGGCAAAGUCAAAGUCAAAGUCAAAGCCUAUACCCAGAUCAGCCGAACAUGACAAUGUACCAACAACAUCCUAAUUCGCCUAGAAUAAUCAUUGACUCGGACCCCACCGUGCCCGAUUUCCAUGAUAUCCCCAUGUCUCAAAACAAAACAUGCAAUUACAAAAUGAAACUUGUCAUUGUAGGUGACGGUGCUGUGGGGAAAUCGUGCCUUUUAAUCAGUUAUUCACUGAACCAGUUCCCGGAAAUAUACGUUCCUACAGUGUUUGAGAACUAUGUACGAACAGUGAUGUCACCAUCGGGCAAAAGUAUCGAAUUGGCAUUGUGGGAUACUGCGGGACAGGAAGAAUACGAUAGAUUGCGACCCUUGAGCUACCCCGAAGCAGAUAUGAUCUUGAUUUGUUUUGCUUUGGAUAAUUUGACGAGUUUGAUGAAUGUAAAGGAAAUUUGGUUCCCCGAAGUUAGUCACUAUUGUCCAGGAAUACCCGUUAUUUUGGUAGGUACCAAAGCGGACUUGGAGAAUAAGAGUGGGUCACUGGAGUAUGACACUGACCAUGGAACUGGCACAAAUAGUUACAAUGAUAUACCAGAGCAAUUGCCACUCCAAAUCGCGACGGAAAUAGGCGCUAUAGCAUAUUUGAAGUGUUCGGCGAAAACAAUGUUCAACACCAGAACUGUUUUCAAUUUUGCACUAAACCAUUUCCAGAAACAUAUGGAGAUGCAAGAACAAAUUCAAAAAAGUCAGAGUAGCAGUAGUAGGAAAAGAUUCAGCAAACGCUUCGGAAGUAAUGGAAGCAAUGGAGGUAGUAAUGGAUUCGGGAGUGCACAUGGCAGUGGUAACUACAACCAUUUGAGGACAGGAAGCAACACGUCGAAUUCCAGGAGAGGGCACUUGAAAAACACCUCGUAUGACUCAACCAUAUUAUUGGACCAACCAUUGACUGAGGACAAGUAUGAACUGAACCCCUAUGGCGAUUUUGGCGGUGGAGGCUAUGGUGGAAGUGGGAAACCAAGCCAUGAUACGUAUAGUGGGAAUGGCGAGUUCGAUUUCAUUAAGGAACAUGAAAAGAGGUACAAGAAGAAGAAUAAGAAAUGUGUGAUUCUAUAA
Messenger RNA from Lodderomyces elongisporus, 1254 nucleotides. It is a transcript of the gene CRL1, whose product is annotated as Rho family GTPase. Gene Ontology annotation, cellular component: cytosol. NCBI's taxonomy places the organism in Eukaryota, Fungi, Ascomycota, Pichiomycetes, Serinales, Debaryomycetaceae. Gene Ontology annotation, biological process: small GTPase-mediated signal transduction. The record is from RefSeq and is a predicted model, not a curated record. Gene Ontology annotation, molecular function: GTP binding; protein kinase binding; GTPase activity. The transcript has a single exon. The coding region runs from base 1 to 1254 and encodes 417 amino acids.